This is a messenger RNA of Ziziphus jujuba (common jujube), 808 nucleotides long. Its product is annotated as osmotin-like protein. Gene Ontology annotation, cellular component: extracellular region. The record is from RefSeq and is marked validated. Lineage: Eukaryota; Viridiplantae; Streptophyta; Magnoliopsida; Rosales; Rhamnaceae. Gene Ontology annotation, biological process: defense response.
CCCGAAAGAGAUAGAGAGACUGAGAGAGAGAGAAAAAAAAAAAAAAAAAAAAGAAUGGCUUCAUCUGUCUCACUAGCUUUCCUUCUCACCACCUUUCUGAUCCUCUGCACUAUCUGCCACGCUACCAACCCUGCAAUGAUAUUGACCCUGGUCAACAACUGUCCUUUCACUGUCUGGCCGGCCAUCCAGCCCAACUCCGGCCACGACGUCCUGGAGCGCGGCGGUUUCGCUCUCCACACACUCACCCACCGCUCCUUCCCCGCUCCGAACCACUACUGGUCGGGUCGGAUCUGGGCCAGAACGGGCUGCACGUACUCCAACAACCGCUUCUCCUGCGCCACCGGCGACUGCGGCGGCAAAAUCGAAUGCAACGGCGCCGGAGGCAAAACUCCGGCGACGCUGGUCCAGAUCACACUGCACCACGGCCACAACGACUUCACCUCCUACGGUGUCAGCCUGGUCGACGGCUUCAACCUGCCGAUGACGGUGACGCCGCACGAGGGGAAAGGGGUUUGUCCGGUGGUCGGUUGCCGAGCCAAUCUGCUCGCCACGUGUCCCGAGAGUUUGCAGCUGCGGAGCCCUCCGGUUCACGGUCCGGUCGUGGCUUGCAAGAGCGCUUGCGAAGCUUUCGGCACGGACGAGUUAUGUUGCAGGAACCACUACAAUAGUCCGCAGACUUGUAGAGCCUCCAACUACUCACAGUUCUUCAAGCAUGCUUGUCCCGCUACUUUUACUUACGCCCACGAUAGCCCGUCGCUCAUGCACGAGUGCUCUUCGCCACGUGAGCUGAAGGUCAUCUUUUGCCACU